GCGAGGCUGUUAAAACCUUAUCGAACUGAUGACGUGUCCACGGAGUCCUUCUGACUUCCGGGUCUACGUUAACGGUGUGGAGUACAGACCACAGUCACCAAGAAAAUGUCUAAAGUCACGUUUAAAAUCACUCUGACGUCGGAUCCCCGGCUCCCCUACAAAGUACUCAGCGUCCCAGAGAGCACGCCGUUUACAGCCGUGUUGAAGUUUGCAGCGGAGGAGUUCAAAGUACCAGCAGCCACCAGUGCCAUCAUUACUAACGACGGUAUCGGCAUCAACCCAGCUCAGACAGCAGGGAAUGUGUUCCUGAAGCACGGUUCAGAGUUGCGCAUCAUUCCCAGAGACAGAGUGGGAGGAAGGGGAGUAGGAACAGACCGGUCUUCCUCAUCCUCCUCCUUGAAGACCCAAUGACUCAAACACACAAACACCGGCUGAAUCAUGUUUCACUUCUGACCUGCGGAACACUCAGUGUGUUUGUAUAUAUUUUCUAGACCUGAAAUGACCACACACACACACACACACACACACACACACACACACACACACACACACACACACACACACACACACACACACACACACACACACACACAAAGAGACAGCAGCAGAUUUAUUCUGUCUAUCCUGUCUGCACUCUCCAAAUGCAACGUCACCCCAGGCUGUCCAUAGAUACUCUCACACUGAAGUAAUUGAUGACACACACACACUCUGGCGGCUUCAAGAGAAGGACUUGGCGGAAGCUUAGCAGACAAUGUGCUUGUGAAAAGUUGUAGUUUUGUGUACCUAUUUUAGUUGUAAUGGUAAAUGGCUAAUAUAUCUGCCUCUUUUUUUUUUUGCGAACGAAAUCUGUGGACAUAUUUAGAGGAUGUAUGUACUUACUUUUUGAAGAGGAUUAAUUAAUGAAUGUUUGUACUACACCUUCAAAUGAUUUAGCAUGCUUUCAGAGAGCAUUGUUAUAUCACUCGUUUAAUAAAUGAUGCUUGUUUCAA
Molecule: messenger RNA, 989 nt
Organism: Oncorhynchus keta (chum salmon)
Lineage: Eukaryota; Metazoa; Chordata; Actinopteri; Salmoniformes; Salmonidae
Gene: ufm1
Product: ubiquitin-fold modifier 1
Exons: 6
Coding region: 106-411 (101 amino acids)
Biological process (GO): protein K69-linked ufmylation
Cellular component (GO): cytoplasm; nucleus
Source: RefSeq, a predicted model, not a curated record